Messenger RNA from Cololabis saira (Pacific saury), 4589 nucleotides. RefSeq names its product erythroid differentiation regulatory factor 1 (gene edrf1). The coding region runs from base 310 to 4023 and encodes 1237 amino acids. The transcript is spliced from 25 exons. Gene Ontology annotation, biological process: positive regulation of DNA-templated transcription. NCBI's taxonomy places the organism in Eukaryota, Metazoa, Chordata, Actinopteri, Beloniformes, Belonidae. The record is from RefSeq and is a predicted model, not a curated record.
CGGUGAUCUGUUUGCAGCAGGAGAGGAAGCGCAGACUUCUGAAACAAUGUUAUGUCUGUAAAACAGCAACAACAACCUUUCGUACCAGUGUCGUUUUACUUUAGGCUGUUUGAGGAGUCGUGUAACUAGACAUUAUUGUAUAGCUCUUCGUAAAAACGCUGUUGUUUCGUUGAACAGACUGAAGCAAUCGAAGUGAGGAGUAAUUUCACUGAUCACACGCGUUUUAUUGGGUUUCCCAAACUAUAGAUAUGUUUUCUAGCUGCUAAACAUUCCCCAGCGUUAUCGGGACCAAGGGGUUUUGUGUCCAGCAUGAGCUCCUCGGCUGGGGACAGAGAGCCUGGGAUCUUUGAUAAUGUGAAGGAAGAGCCUGGUGGUCCAACCUGCUCAGGAGACUCCAGCAGACAUGAGUCUGCUAUAUGUUUGGGCAACGGUGAAGUGAAGAGUAGUGCUGUGGUGAAGUACUCUGCAGCCCCACCUCCAACCACCUAUGCCCUCCUGCAGGAAAAAACAGACCUCAAACUACCACCAGCCAACUGGCUGAGAGAAAACGCCCAGCUGGGCAGCGCUGGUACCACAGUGUUAGGAUCCAGCAGCAAGAGCAAGCCUUUCUCCAGUUUUGGGAUAGCCUAUGACUUCAUCGACUGCAUCGGGGAUGAUGUUGAUGUGGUGUCAGACUCUGAGAACAUCAAGAAGCUUUUAAAAAUUCCCUACAGCAAGUCUCAUGUUAGUAUGGCCGUUCACCGUGUUGGAAGGACGUUGCUUGUAGAUGAGCUGGACAUACAGGAGCUUUUCAGAAGAUCCUCUCAGACAGGAGAUUGGACUUGGCUCAAAGAGUUUUACCAGAGACUAAUAGAUCAAAAAUGGGAGAGGAAAAAGAAGAGUAAAGAGCACUGGUAUCAGAAAGCCAUCCUGUCAAAGUUCCUCUACUACAGUAUAAACGGUGAUGGGGCUGCAGAGCCCGUAUUAGACAACAUGGAUGAAGGAGAUGACGAGACCGGGGCUGAAGAGUACAGCUCCUCUUGGCCGGCCACUUUCACCAGCAGAUCCGAUGUGGAAGAAUCAGAUGCUCCCGAACAGGAAAGUUUGGACAGCAAGUUUGCUCUGGGCCAGGUGACAUCGGUACCUAAAGAGCAAAACCUCCCUACUCUUUUUAAUGAAGGGGAAAACAGUCAGGGUUUAAGGAAUGACUUUGUGCGAAACAUCAUGUGGACGUUUGAGGACAUCCACAUGUUGGUCGGGUCCAACAUGCCGAUAUUCGGAGGUGGUCGCUAUCCUGCCGUCAGUCUAAGACUCAGGGACAGCAAUAAACCAAUCAACAUCUUAACUGGUAUUGAUUACUGGCUUGACAAUCUGAUGUGCAACGUCCCAGAACUUGUGAUGUGUUUUCACGUCAAUGGCAUUGUGCAGAAAUACGAGAUGAUAAAAACAGAGGACAUCCCUCAUCUAGACAACUCGACUUUCUCCACCAGAGUUGUGAAAGACAUCGCCCAAAAUAUCCUCUCCUUCCUAAAGUCCAACUGCACCAAAGAAGGUCACACCUACUGGCUUUUCAAAGCGAGUGGGAGUGACAUUGUGAAGCUCUACGACCUUACUACUCUGUGUGAGGAGGCUGAAGAAGAGAAAUGUCAGAAUCCCUUCACUCUUCCUGUCGCUGUGCUGCUGUACAAAGUGGCCAGCAGCCUGAUGCUGAAGGCGAGGCAAAACAGAAAGCACUACGGGACGAUCAGAACUCUGCUCUUAAACUGCGUCAAACUCCUCGACCAAGAGAGACAUCCUCAGAUCAUCGCCUCAGCCUACUACAUUCUGUCAGAGCUGUUCCAGCUCGACGAGCCUCCCGAAGAAGACGGAGAGGAGUCGUUGCGGGCUGGUGGUUCAGAAGACAGCUACAGUGAUGAAGACAGAGAGGAAGAGGAGGACGAGGAUCUCACAGAAGACAGUGAUGAGAACGGCUCCUACAGUAACUGCUCCCAGCCUCAGGAUGAUAGUAAAGCAGUGGCAGUGAUCCGCUCUGUCGGGGAGCUGUCGGUCCCUGAGAAGUACAAAUCAACUCACCAGAUCAGACCAACCGGUGCCUUACCUGUCUCUCAAGAUAAGGAGGAGCGAUGCAGGCACGUCCUGAGCUAUGUACUAAAGGGUUUGAGGGGGGUGGACAGGAGCAUCAAGAGAGAGAGUGAUCUCCCGGCUGCAGACCCAAACACACCCAUUCCCCUCAAAUAUAACGAUGGAAAUGCAAACGCAGCUUCUGCUGGAGAGAAAGGGAUAUCUCUUCUGCUUGAAAGAGUGGGGCCCGUGCCGGUGGACCAGAAGAUCCCGACUCGGUCGGGGAUGAUCCCUGGCUCCUGGCAGCACCGUAUGAAGCUGCAGCUUUUCCUCAAAGCCUCCAAGGCCUACUACGUCCUGUCUGAUGCAGCAACCAACCUGCUGAAGUACGGCCGAGCCCUGCGCUACAUCAAGCUAUCUAUGCAGUGUUAUGACGCCUAUUGUUCCGUUAUUGCAACUCUGCAUCCACAAGUGCUGCAGUUUCACAGCCAGUGCCUGUCUCUGUGUGGGGACAUCCAGCUGAUGCUGGCCCAGAAUGCCAACAACAGAGCGGCAUAUCUGGAGGAAUACAGCUACCAGACGAAGGAGGACCAGGAGAUCCUGCACAGCCUGCACAGAGAGAGCAGCUGCCAGGCCUUCAGCAUGGCAACAGACCUGGCCAUGGACCCUGAGUACCAGCUGUUUGUGAGCAGUAAAUGCUACGAGGCGGCGUAUGAGCUGCUGAUCUCCGAGGCGCUGAAGGACCAUUCCUCUGAUCAGCUGUCUCCGGUUCGCAAAAGGCUUGGAAACAUCCGCAACGAGAUGGGAGUGUAUUACAUGAACCAGGCUGCAGCCAUGCAAACAGAGAAUGAGGCAAAGAUGUCGGUGUCCACAGCAGAGCAGGAGUUGUGGAAAAAGAGUUUUUCCUUUUUUGAGAAAGGAAUGAAGGACUUUGAGGCGAUCCGGGACAGCACCAACACGGCCUUACUGCUCUGUAACACGGGCAGGCUGAUGAGAAUCUGCGCUCAGGCCCAGUGCAGCGUCUCUGCAGAUGAGAGCAGAGGGGAGUUCUCCCCCGAAGAGGCUCUUUACUACAACAAGGCCAUAGAUUAUUACUUGCAAGCUAUGAAGUCCCUGGCCAGCAGACAGAGCCACCCAGCAGUAUGGGACAGUGUAAACUGGGAAUUGUCCACUACAUACUUCACUCUGGCUACACUUCUGCAGGACUACGCCCCGCUGUCCAGGAAGGCCCAGGAACAGAUUGAGCGAGAGGUUACCGAGGCGAUGAUGAAAUCCCUCAAAUACUGCGACCUGCAGACAGAAUCAGCUCGACAGCCGCUCUACCAGUACCGGGCCGCCACCAUCCACCAUCGCCUGGCUUCCAUGUACCACAGCUGCUUCCGCAACCAGGUGGGAGACGAACACUUGAGGAAGCAGCACCGCAGCCUGGCAGAGCUCCACUACAGCAAGGCCGUCUCUUUGUUCCUCAGCCUCAAAGAUGCACCCUGCGAGCUGCUCCGCACGUUGCUGGAGAGGGUGGCUUUUGCUGAGUUCACCAUGGCAGGUCAGAGCAGCAGCAUGGCAAAGCUGAAGAGUCUGACUGCCACGAUAGAGACCAUGAGCGAAACUCGCCAUGCCUUCCAGCUGAUCUACAAGGAGCUGCAGGAAGAGCAGGUGGAGUCGAGUGAGCUGUGCUCCACUGCUGACGUGGCCAGCAGCUCCGCAUCAGGACUCGACCUCCAGGAAGUGAUGAAAUUAAUUGGGGUGUUUGAGCCAAGUUUCUCCUUCCUGCUGCUGCAGAUGAUCAAGCUGAUGACAACCUUGAAAAGGAAGCCAAGCAAUAAAGAUGAUGAAUUGUUGAAAACCUUCAAGGCUGUGUACUCGAAGCUGCUGCGUGCCGAGAAAAACGCACCUCUGCUCAGCCGCGUGGGCCUCUACAUGGAGCUCCUGCAGCAACUGACCCCUCAAACCGGAGGGGAAGACACGGGAACACAUAAAGCAUGAAGGAAGGAACCUCCAGUAUUUGGGUUUUCUGCACAUGUAGAAGGAAAGAUCUAAAAUAAAAGGCACAAACUCAGGCAACACAAUUUCUAAGCUAACUUCACCUCCUGCGCCUUCAAAAUGGGUUUACCAUAUACAUUGCAGACUUUGAAUUGUACAUUUUUGUGAAGAGUUGUAAAUGUAAAAAAAGUAUUUAAAUUUAUUAUUUCCUGUCUCAAGCACUUAUGCAUCAAUCUUCAAUGUGAAGCUUGUUUUUGACUGUACCAAACGUCAUGUUAUCAUUCUUAAACUCAGAACUUAAGGGAUACAAAUAGAGAUACCUAAAACACUCAAAUUCAUCGGAAUAUUGGAUCUUUUUUCUGGCGUUGAAUUAUUCCAUUAAUGUUGUGCAUAAAACAAACUAAAGUAUGACUGAUCAACUUCAUUAUUUGCUUUUAAGGCUCCAGUGUGCAAUAGUUAAGCAACAUUAAAUGCAAACAGCAUUAGCUAAGCCUGUCCACAAUUCUGUAUAAAUGUUUAUAUCAGCAUGGUUUGCUGUGCGAAAUAAAGAUUUUAAGUUUUCUACUGUA